Molecule: messenger RNA, 702 nt
Organism: Mya arenaria
Lineage: Eukaryota; Metazoa; Mollusca; Bivalvia; Myida; Myidae
Product: acanthoscurrin-2-like
Exons: 1
Coding region: 1-702 (233 amino acids)
Source: RefSeq, a predicted model, not a curated record
AUGAAGGUCCUUUUCUUUUUUGGAAUCUGCCUUGCACUUUCACUCUCUGUAUCCUACGGUCAUGUACGUGGCGGUUACUAUAGUGGUGGAUACGGAAGCGGUGGGUACGGUGGCGGUGGAUACAGUGGCGGUGGAUACGGUGGCAGUGGACAAGGUGGAGGAUACGGUGGUGGUGGAACCGGUGGCGGUGGAUACGGUGGCGGUGAAUACAGUGGCGGUGGACUAGGUGGAGGAUACGGUGGCGGUGGAUACGGUGGCGGUGGAUACGGUGGCGGUGGAAUUGGUGGCGGUGGAUACGGUGGCGAUGGAAUCGGAGGAGGAUAUGGUGGCGGUGGAUACGGUGGCAUUGGAGAUUACGGUGGCGGUGGAUACGGUGGCAUUGGAGGAUACGGUGGCGGUGGAUACGGUGGCGGUGGAUACGGUGGCCUUCAUGGUGGGUACGGUGGCGGUGGAUACGGUGGCAUUGGUGGAUACGGUGGCGGUGGAAUCGGAGGAGGAUAUGGAGGCGGUGGAUACGGUGGCAUUGGAGGUUACGGUGGCGGUGGAUACGGUGGCAUUGGAGGAUACGGUGGCGGUGGAUACGGUGGCAUUGGAGGUUACGGUGGCGGUGGAUACGGUGGCAUUGGAGGAUAUGGUGGCGGUGGAUACGGUGGUGGUGGAUACGGUGGUAUUGGAGGAUACGGUGGCGGUGGAUACGGUUGA